Messenger RNA from Paramecium tetraurelia, 984 nucleotides. RefSeq lists its product as uncharacterized. The record is from RefSeq and is a predicted model, not a curated record. NCBI's taxonomy places the organism in Eukaryota, Ciliophora, Oligohymenophorea, Peniculida, Parameciidae. The transcript has 3 exons.
AUGAAUCAUAGAAAGAGUUUAUCACCGUUUAGUGAAAAAGUGAGAGUUAUUUAAUUUACUUGUUUAAGAUUGGAGUUCCUUUACCCAUUAGUUAGUGAACCCCUAAAAGUGAUAGUGUGUGAAAAACAUACCUUCAUUGCUAAACCUUAAGAUCAAAGAUGUGCAAUUGUUAACUAAACAUAAGCUAUUGAAGUUUUUAAUCAUAAAAUCAAAAUUGAAAUCUAAAACUUAGGGACCUCGCAAUUAGACUUGAAUACUUACUAGGCCUUUUCAUUGGAAAAAGUUCCAAUUUAUGAUAGAAAAAAUCAGAAACAAUUGAUUGGAUUCCUAUGUUUUAAGAUAGAUGAAACAUCGAAAAAGAGCACUCCAAAUACUAGCAUUUAAAACUCAAGAGAACAAUCAUUAAAUUUUGGUUCAAAUUUAUUUACCAUUGCAUUUAGUGAUUAAUCACAACAAUAAAAUUCUAAGUAACAAAAUUCAAUUUAAAAGUAUUCUAAUGAAGAAAUAAAGAGAAAUAUUGACUAAAUCGCUCAAAUUUAUGAAGAAAUGAGCAGAGAAUAAAAUUAAUUACUAUAAUAGGACCUAAAAUUAAAGAAACUGGACAAUGAAAUUAAAGAUUUGAAUUAGUAGUUAAAAUCCUUGCAUGAUUAAGAGCAUCACUUAGAUUUAUAAUUUAAAAAAUUAUAAACUCAAUCUCCAUAAUUAUAAAUGUUGAUUAAUCAAAAAAUACAAUAACAAUACUCAAUCCUAACUUUUAAGAAGAAAUAAGAAAAUCCAAUUUAAAAAUAAUCGCCCUCAUAAAUAAUUAGAACUGAGCAAACUAGUCAAAGAUAGAAGAAAACUAAUGUUCUUCCGUAAUAAGUAACAAUUAGUUUAAUUGAAUAAGAAAAGUUUAUGAAAAAAUAAAAUAAAGAGCCUGAAAUUCCAGUUAAUAUGUCUAUACCCUUUUCUUUUAAUGAAUAUUUUAGUUUAUUCAAAAAUUGA